AUGCAGUCUGCUCACGGAAGCCAAGUUGUGACCCCGGCGGAGAAGUUCAGACUUCAGCCUCUUUUCCCGUCGGGGACCGUCAUCGAGUUCCCAGCCUCGGAACCGCGGACGUGGAGAGUGCUUUACGUUCUCCUCAGAACGUGAGUUGCUUACAUCUUCUGUAGUCUUUUUGAUUAGCUUGUUCAGGUGCUAUAAACCACUGAUGGAUCUCUGCCCAGCCGGAGCAGCGAUCGACUGGAACAGAAAUCUGUCCAAGAUCACCAGAGAAGACGCGGACGUCUUCUCGCUCGUUUAUAGCGAGCUUUUCGAGCAGAAAUUGGCCGAGGUGAGUAUACUUUUGAGAUAGCAAUUAGAUAAUUGUUUUUUCAGAAGCCAAACAAAUCGCUGGCCGCCGCGAUGCCCGACUGGCAUCUCCCCCGCUGCACUCUGAAAGUGGCGAUGGAGAUUUCGACCAUUGCUGCUCAGACGAGCAUCCAGAGCCCGCAGCAGCUGAACAGGCAUUACAAGAGUUUCAGCUCUGAAGUAAGUACAAUCAAUACAUGAAAUAGUAAGACUCUGUGAUUUCAGACAUAUGGCGAAACGAAUCUGGAGCAGAUGGCCAGCAUCCUGGACGAGCUGCGUCUGGGACCGGAGGACGUCUUCGUGGACUUGGGCAGUGGAAUUGGCCAAUUGGUCUGUUUUGCGGCCACCUACGCAAAUGUCAAGAAGUGCGUAGGCGUCGAAAUUGCCGCGCUUCCUGCCCAGCUUGCGUCGAGCUACUCGGAUUGCUUUAAGCAGUAAGUAAUCAAAAUCAUUUUUUCGUUAUCUUUUUCAUUUUUCAGAUUCACGGCUCACUUCGGGAAGGAGUGCUCUGAGUUCGAGCUGCACCAGGGCGACUUCCUUGCCCCGCAGUUCAAAAAACUGAUCUGUGAAGAGGCGACGGUUAUCUUCAUAAACAACUUUGCAUUCGACCCUCAAUUGAUGCACCGAAUUGUCUUCGAGCUGCUUCAGGAGCUGAACCACGGUGUUCGCAUUGUGACGUCCAAACCGUGAGUCAAAGUUUAAGCACUCUCAGUUGUGAUUGUUCGAUUUCAGGUUCACCUCUCCAAAAGCCGAGCUGAAUUCCCGCGGAAUGACGGACUUCUCGGCAAUGUCGGAUUCGACCACGCUCAAGUCGAUCGACAACAACGUCUCCUGGACUUCGAACACGAUCACGUUCACAUUGACGACCGUGAACCAUGAAAAGGUAUUUAAAUUAUCAAAACUUCUUUUAAAAACACGAUUUCGUUUCAGCUGUUCACCCACUUCGAACAAAAUGGAGCAGGAAGAAGAGCAGGUGCGCGAUCGAGCCGAAGACAGGCGACAGCGGAAUCAGCGGCGCCAGCAGAGCAAGAAGGAGCCACAAAUCGGCAAGAAAGAGCGACGACUUCGAGAAGCGGACUCAAAAAGGUCUCGAAGUCGGUCAUAAAGAAGCCGGUCAAGUCGAACAAAAAGUAG
Messenger RNA from Caenorhabditis sp. 36 PRJEB53466, 1476 nucleotides. The record is from the annotation of a GenBank genome assembly. NCBI's taxonomy places the organism in Eukaryota, Metazoa, Nematoda, Chromadorea, Rhabditida, Rhabditidae.